Schistocerca serialis cubense is the source of this 1561-nucleotide messenger RNA. RefSeq lists its product as uncharacterized. The coding region runs from base 1 to 1110 and encodes 369 amino acids. NCBI's taxonomy places the organism in Eukaryota, Metazoa, Arthropoda, Insecta, Orthoptera, Acrididae. The transcript has 8 exons. The record is from RefSeq and is a predicted model, not a curated record.
AUGGACCCAGCGGGCGUAGCUACGUCGCUGCUGGUUUUGCUGGCAGCAAAUAACACCUCGGUGCUCGACUGUGUCUGUAACCACGUCGCCAGCGUCACCGACGAAAUGAGUUACGGCGAUGGACUGAUGUGGGAGACGUACUGCCAAGACCUCGGAAAUUACUAUCUGUUCGAAACGUGCGAGAACCUGGAGGCGCCGUCCGUCGCGGUGCCGGCCGCCACACGGCUGGUGCCGCGCAGAGGCCACGAGCCGCCGCCCGCGGAGGACGAGGAGUGCGGCAGCGCCCUCGCGGAGGUCCGCCACCUCACGGAGGACAGCUCCAGGGAGCUCACCAGGGGCCUCAUCCGCGGCGUCGCUGCCGACUGCAUUCGCUCUUGCUCCGUACAAGGGUUGGAUAACAUGGAAUGGAACCUGGAGACACUGCAAAAGGAUCAGCUGCGGAGUGCGACCCUCACCAAGUUACUGCACGCUGUACAGCAGAUCACAAGAGCCAUAAACCACAGGAAUCGCCUUGUCUUGGAUUAUAAUUGGGAAUUUCUUCAUAAUGACCAGAACCUCAGCAAAACUGAAUUCCAGGCCGAGAUACCGGUCUUCCUGGAGCACCUCUCAGACUACUGGCGGGACUCGGCGCAGCUGCUCUCACUGGGUGUCAAACAUUUCUCUCAGCUGCUCGUCCCCCUCGCUUUCGAGCAAAUGGGUAUCCACUCAAAUGAUCUGCAACGCCAUGAAUGGAUUAACAGCAUGAAACAUCUGAGAGACAUGCUGCACACGAGAUUAAGCGGCUGGGUUCAUGAUGUGCAAUCCGUCAGCGAGCAGAUGGCGUACUACAAAGUGGAAGAACACAAGAACAGGCCUGGGACUUAUAUACUUAGACGACCUCUGUUGAAUCAUGACCUACUGUCCUACCACGAACGGUUCCUCUCCUUCAGGGACGACUUUACUGCGCUGUGCGUCGCUCGACAUCGACGGGCGUCACAAAUGUUUGGUCUCGCCGACGCACUGUAUUCCUUCUAUUAUUACAACUGGUUCUUCGACCUACAGUUUGUAGGUGACAUCGAGAGUUUAGAAUACGACGUGACCCGUGACCCGCCGGCGUCAUCUGACGCCUGACCCGACAGUCAUUGUUGCGUAGCGUCUGCACCGUUCUGUGAACAGUGCGCUGGGGUUGUGAAGGACUUCGAUUACCUUGAUGCCUAUGAAAAUAUUCAAGGCCAGAUUUGCCAUCGCAUUGGAUCAUUGCAACCUAUUGAAGGUGCACAGCACAAAUUCUUGCAAAUAUACUUCAUGGGCAAUACGGAAGAACAACUUGACUGGCGUCAAGGGAUCAACACAGCUACGAAAAGAGCAAUUCUCCAAGAUUUGCAGCAAAUGCUUCAUGAACAUCAUGCAUUGGUCAGGCUGUUCAAGACUGCUUUAGAGCGCAUGCCAAGUGAUGACUAUAAAGUUGUAAUCAGAGCAGAUAAAAGACCAGCUGGAACACAUGAACGCACAUUUAAUGCUCCAACAAUCGAUGAAGUGGCAAUCCUGAUUGUUGGUGAAAACUUGGAAACACGUGGUAUUG